AUGAUGUUGCUAUUAGCCAUAUUUCUGUCAACAUAUUUGCCUGUGACAAAUGGUGCCACAAGUCAACAAGCCAAAUGUCUAAUUGACUGCUAUGCAAAGUGCCUAAAUAUUGGUUUGCUAAAUGCAACACAAUGCAACUGCAAUACUGCAAGCAACCGAAAAUUAUGCUCGACAAAUUUUGAUGAAAGUAUCAUUCAAAAUAGUAUGACAAAUGAUGUAGUUCCGGUAAAGACGGAAUAUUUGAAUUCACGAAAAAUUCGAAUUGAAAUGAAUGAUAAUCGUAUCAAUGCAUUUGUGUACAUUUUUGAAUAUUCAACUGUUAGUACUGCACCCGAUAAUUGGAUUUUUGCUGGUGUUAACUCAUCACCAGGUAUGACUUUUACAAUUAAUGAUGCUUGUCGAGAUUAUCAAUUCCGAGUAAUUGUGAUUUUAAAAAAUGAGGACACUGACCGUUGGUUGGUUGUUUACCGACCUCGAAUAAUACCCGUUGAUUUACCUACAUUUGCUAUAACACCUGAUAAGAUUCAGACUGCACCACCGGUUUAUAAUGCAGAUGAUGGUACAGUGGUUGUUUACAUCUCAUGGGAGAAUCCAACCGGUUACACGGAUGAAGAUAUAUAUGGCUAUGAAGGUCCGGCAAUUUAUCCGGUUCAAUGCAAUUCACCAGAAGCAGAAUUGCCAUCACCAUCUGUAGAAUUAAAAAAAGGUGGUGGUCGUUUACGAAUAUCAUUACCAUCUGAAGUAUUAGAUAGUAAAUGUAGAGUUUGGGCAGAGGUACAAAUGCUACCGCGGUGCAUUCGAUUGGAACCGUUUAGCAUUCAACAAUCAUUUGAGCUUAAUUGUGACAAGUUGACAAAUCUUGAAGUGUGUAAACAUGAAAUUGCACCACAAUGCACCGAUGUUAUUGACAUUUGGGGUUACGGAAGUAAUGCAACAAUUAUGUGGUCACCACUGGAUAAUUUUGGUACACCACUUUAUUAUCACAUUCGUUAUGGUCCUGCAAAAAUGCAGGGUGUACCACCACUUGCAUCAUGGACGAUUGCAUCAUUGCAUGAGAUGAAAACAAUUGGUAAUAGUACAAAUUUACAACUUCAUAUCGUUCCGGAUAUCGAUUACGGAAUACAAGUUUGUGCAGUUUACAAUGAACAUCGGAAACAACCAAAAUUUGAAUUACUACGCGUCAUACCUUUUAUUUGUACCUCUUGCAAAAUAACUCCAGCGGAAUCAUUUGGACGUUGCGGUGAAUGCACUAAAAUUGAAGGACCUUUACUGCUUGGGCGUCGUUGUCAUCCAAAAGGCGGAACCGGUUGCACCUUAGCUGGGACCAUUUCCAAUAUUUCCGAUAUCAAAGACGAUGACAUAUCACGAAAUCCAUUAACAGUAUUACCAUCAGAUGUUUUCAUUGAUUCCCCAUCUGAUAGCACAAAAAGCAAAAUGAACAAUAGACAAUCCAUUUCGCUUAUUCAUGAAAAUUCGAACACUUUAAUUCCACAAUUACCAACAAAAUCUACGACUAAAUUACAAACAUCAUUGACAGAAUCUGAAGCACAGAUCAUAGAACAGUCAGCAGAUGAAUUUUCCAUCAAUGAAAAUGAAGCAAAAGAAACGACAACUUUGCAUAAUAGUCAAAGCGCUUCUGUCAUAUCAAAUUUAAGAAGCGCAAUCGAAGUGUCAACAUUGUCAACAUUAUCCACACUGUCAACAUUUGCUCAACAAUCUCAAACUGCAACUGCGCCAAAUAAGGAAAAAUUGCAAUCUAAUCUAACUUCAUGCACUCUUUUUAAUGGUGUCAUUUGUGAAUUUGGUUGCAUCGAUCAAACUAAAUGCAAUUGUCCUCAAGGCACUCGUGUUCUUAUGGAUAAUGGUGCCUGUUUAUCGCAAUCAAGUGAUAAGCCACCAUUCGUAUGUCUUUCAACCACUGAUGUAAAAGCCAAUUGGAAUCCAUGGAUACAUACAUUGCAAAUUCGAAGUAAAAAGAUUUACGAUGAAAUUAAAAUGCAUACAAAUUAUGAUCGAAUAUUUUUGGAAUUUGGACAUAUAAAGUAUAUUAUGAAAGGACAAAUUCCAUCCAAUGAGGUCAUUUUUGAUGAGCGAAAUGAAAAGAGCAAUAAAGUGGUUAUUCGAACUAAUAAAAUUUUACAAAGUGGACUAUUUUUAACAGCACCCUAUUCAUUUUAUACAAAUCAAACCAUUGAACCAUUAACUCACCAAUAUGGUUUACGCAUUUGUGCAUUUAAUAAUUCUGAAAUUCAAAAUCCUUUUGCAGUAGAUUGGACUCGAGGCACUGGUCAGUCGAUAUUUCAUUUAAAUGGAAUACAAUUUGAACGUGAUCUUAUGAGAAAUAUAGUUUCCAAUGAACAGAAGCAAAUAACAAAAAUGGCAUUUGUUAUUGUACCAAUAAUUCUGAUUGUCUUAUUGGUCUUUCUGCUUGCAGCUAUCAUUUACAUGAAUUGCGCUCGACUGAAACGUUGCUAUGAUCGCCGGAAAACUCGACACUUUCGUCCAUUUACGUGGAAUGGUGACAUACCACCAAUGAUGACAAAUGGUACCGUACACGAGAAGCAUUCAUCAGUUAUUACAAAAUCAACAUUCUGA
Brugia malayi is the source of this 2595-nucleotide messenger RNA. RefSeq lists its product as uncharacterized. The record is from RefSeq and is a predicted model, not a curated record. NCBI's taxonomy places the organism in Eukaryota, Metazoa, Nematoda, Chromadorea, Rhabditida, Onchocercidae. The transcript has 18 exons. The coding region runs from base 1 to 2595 and encodes 864 amino acids.